UCGCCGACGCUUUUCUUCACCAGCCCAGCCAAGUCUUUAGAGCGUCUUGGCCUGCACCUCCUCCUCCGUCCCCAUCGCAUCCAGGACGCCCCAGCGCCGUUGGUGCUCCUUCGACCCGGGCCUCCUACCGCGAGCCCUCCACCCGUCCUUCCCUCGAGUCUCAUCAUGAGAGCGCUGUCCGUCUUCUAUCUGCUCCUGGCCCUGCUGGGCUCAGUCGUCAGCCAAUCAUCUGACAUUCUGGGCAACUGCUGCUACUUUGCCCCCACCAGCGUCAUCAGCCCAAGCGAAUACUGGUUCAACUUCACGGCCGUCGAUCUGGUCGCCCCUGUCGGCUCGCUCACGAUCGUUACGCUGCCUGCUGGGUGGACGCUGUCGCCCAAUCUCGAUGGAACCGCCCUCUGUACCUCUCUCCAAGUCGGUACUGUCAACUGCACCACCAACCGCGUUGCCGCCCUGCGUUUGACUGCUCCGGCCGCCUCCGUCGGUCCUCCCCAAGGAAGCAACGUUGUGCUGAUGGUCGGCACCGACCAAUGUAUUCUGACCGACAAAUGCGGCUCCUCCGUCGUCACUGCCCCGCCCAGCGCCAGCAGCGGUCUUAUCAACAUGGGUCCCUUGGGUCAGCAGCCUCUGUGGCUCUUCAUCGUUGUCGUCGUCGGUUGCUCUCUCUUUGUGAUCGGUGUCGGCUACGUCCUGUACCGGCGAUACUAUGUCCCGCGCGCUGACCGUGAUGAUCCAGAGCUCAAGCGUCCGAUCGAAUAUUCGGCCGGGUCGAUGCUCGCUCAGUCGGCUGCAGCCAACCCAGCUCCGACGCAGCAUCGAGACGUUCCCAGGAUCUCCACCAAGGUCCACAACGGCCACGGCCACCUUUCCCCGUCUUCGUCUCGCGCUGGGUUUGACAGCGCCCAGGGCCACGGCUAUCCGUCCUCCGAUCCCUCCUAUGUUGCCUCGGCAGAGUCCAUCGCACGAAGUCCUGCAUCCCGCCGCGAAGGCACGCCUCGCACCGCCACAUACAAAGGCGAGUCUCUCCCACGCAAGUCCAUCGGCAGCAGCACCGACCCUCGUCUGUACUCAUCGCGAUCCAGAGGCCAACUGGUUUCGCCCCGGGUCGAUAGUGAAGAUGAAGACGACGAAACGGCCAUGGCUCAGCGCCUGGCUACCAUCUCGCGACCAUCCAAGUCUGGCGACAGUGGCAUGGCCCUCGGCAGCGGUCUGGGCGACCAGUUUGUGCCUGUGCAUUCGAUCGUCCGGAUAGAAGAAGACGAGCCCCUUGCAAAUACCCUCCGUCGACACGGCAACAAGACCCCGACUCCGCUUGUUUCGUUCCCAACAGCGGCCCACACUGCUGCCGAGUCUGAUCAGGUCAGUCCCCGGCCUCAUGUUUCUUCACCCCCUCCCAGCGGCCCGCUCCUCAGCUUCCGCGAAGAGGCCGAGCCGUCCAGCCAGUCCCGGCGGAAUUCGCUCCCGCGACCGGCUCGACACGGCCACACAAAAUCUACCGACCGCCUUGUUGAGCAGGCCGCCCCACUCGUCAGCUUCAACGAUGAACGCCCUUCCACCGCGGCCUCGUUGGAUCGGCGCAAGCAAGCUAAAUACGACACCGGAUCGAUGGAGCGCAAGAAGACCAACAAAGCCGACAGCACGUCGCUGGAGCGCCGAAAAAGCCCCCGGACCGACAGCACGACGCUUGAGCGCCGGCACCAGCACGAGCUAUUGCCUCCAAGCGACUCGCUGUCUCCUCGAUCCCCGGAUCGCGGACAAAAGUCGCUGGACCGCUCGUCCCGCAGCAAGCGUGCAACCGAACCAGCCGACGACGAUAUUCCCUUGGCCAGCGUUGCCCUUCGAGCUCUGCAGAAGCAGCUACAGUCGCAGCAGCCCGAAGACAGUUCGCGAUCCCGGUCGUGAGGCCGACUCUGAUCCGGCGAGCCGUUGGCUGUCCACACCGACAGCUACGCCAGCUCGGGCUUGGCCAAAGCGCCGACUGCGAACAAGGAUUCCUGAUGGCAUACGACCAUGACCCCCUUCUGAUAGCACAGGCUCAUUGAUGCGGUGUUUCUUUGGAUUCCGGUCUCGCUAAUGCACUUGAUGCGUGUGAUGCGUGUGAUGCGUGCGAUGCGUGCGAUGCGUGUGAUGCGUGCAACCCUAUCUAUGCCACGGAGUCCAUCUGUGACUCUAUCAGGGCGACACUGCCUCCUUUCCCUUCGCGUAGAUGUGCUGCUCUACCGCAGUCAAUAGAUUUUGUCGACUGGCU
Molecule: messenger RNA, 2248 nt
Organism: Polychytrium aggregatum
Lineage: Eukaryota; Fungi; Chytridiomycota; Chytridiomycetes; Polychytriales
Exons: 3
Source: RefSeq, a predicted model, not a curated record